AUGGCUGCCGAGGCACUCAAGGCUUAUCAAGAGUACAUGGGCGGCAGCGCGGGCAGCAACAAUGCACAGCAGCAGCAGCAGCAAGGACCGCAAGGGCAGCAGCCCGGCGCGAACUUCCAGAACCCAUAUGCUGCCGGAUAUGGCGCGCACAUGCAGCAGGUGCCGCAGGGUAUCCAAAAUCCGUACGCCGCCCAGCAGCAGUAUCUUCAAUCUAACCCUGUAAGUAAUCCCGAUCUGUAUACAUACCCACUUGACCUGUCCAAGCUCAGCACCGCGCUUCUCCCGGCACGUUCCACUGAUGUACAACAGUUCACCCGUGCUCACGUCCCUCCCGCUGCCCCGACUCCACCUCCUGCAGUGCCACAAGCAGCGGCCUCGAAUGCUGCGCUGGCACAGCACGGCCAGCUGCAGCCUUACAUACCGCAGGCCCCUGUCGGGGGACACGCCAGGCACCAGGGUUAUGUAGACCUGCCAAGAGGUUAUAACCCUCUACCGCAGUCUCCUGGGGCUGGCUACGCGGGUGGAUGGCACUAUAAUCAAGCAGGACCGCCGACGAAUCAGCUUGGUUACGACAACGCUCCUGCAAUGGCACCGGUUCAGCCCGAGCCGGCAUACCAUUUAAGAGACUGGAGCUUCGAGAGCACGAGAGAGCGCAAUCGCUCUCGCUAUUCCGGACUAUGGCCACCACCAGAUGUAGUGAGAAUACCUUCGCGCCCGCCACCUUCAAAGGAGGUCUUUCCUGUGCCCGAUGUCCCUCCGCUAGCACUCUGCCAUGUCUGUAGUGUGUGCGGUCAGAUGCGUUCUGCGGGCUACCAUCGCCAUCACCCAAUCAUUCCUGGACAGGCUCUCACCAGCACACCCUGCCGCCGUUGUAAGAAGAGGGCAAGGAAAGCGAAAGGGAGGAGGGAGAAAGAGAGUGCGAGGCAAGAAGAGACAGAGCCUUCAGAAAAUACCAUCACUAUCAAGAUCGAUGAUGGUGAGCGCCGCGGUCGUGCGCGUGCACGGGUGGUGUGUCAGGUGGAUAGGCAUCACUCACUCAGUCCCGAACGCGUCGUUUACAGGCCUAGUGGUCGCGCCAAUGUUGGACUGAGGGAGUCUACGCGCGUGGAACAUCGCACAGCGCAAGAUAUGAGUCCAGAGAGCAGCCCGCCAGCUGUUCUGAGGCGCCGAACUAGAUCUGAGGUUCGAAUCUCUUCCGUGAGCCCGCCUCCGGACGGCAUCCGAGUUCGUUACCGAAGGGAAGAAGAGUACGAGCGGCAGCGUAGUUCAUCUCCUGAUGCUAGAGCUCGGCUUGCGGCACAUGGAUUCCGUACAUUCACACCAACUGAGGUCCCCGGUUACUACCCGGAAGAGACUCACUCUCCGGCGCCAGCACCACUCCGUGGCAUCCUGAAGAAUCCUUCCCAAUUCCAAGAGGCGCAGCCGACCAGGCAUAAGAUGGAGAGAAGUCACGACAUGGACGAACGCGGACGCACCCACUAUCCCCACCGCGAGAACCGCCGUGAGCCAUCUCCCCUCAGGAGGGCUACUUCUCAACUUCGGGACCUUGGUCAGAGAGUCUGUCGAAGGUUUUCUCGCUCCCCGACACCUCAGCCGAACCGCAAGCACGAGGAUUGGGACGAUGCUACGGACUCUGACAGCGAGAUCAGCGGUGAGCACUAUUGGGUCAGGUAUCAUGAUGUCGAUGAAAAUGGAAUGCCGGCUACGAUCUACGAGGAGCGCGUCAAGAAAGCGUUGCCGGCUGGGGGAAGGCAUGAGGCACCGGCCCUUACGAGAGGGUUUGCGCCGGUGAAGGACCGUUGA
Molecule: messenger RNA, 1803 nt
Organism: Didymosphaeria variabile
Lineage: Eukaryota; Fungi; Ascomycota; Dothideomycetes; Pleosporales; Didymosphaeriaceae
Exons: 4
Coding region: 1-1803 (600 amino acids)
Source: RefSeq, a predicted model, not a curated record